Molecule: messenger RNA, 847 nt
Organism: Telopea speciosissima
Lineage: Eukaryota; Viridiplantae; Streptophyta; Magnoliopsida; Proteales; Proteaceae
Product: proteasome subunit alpha type-6-like
Exons: 9
Coding region: 83-823 (246 amino acids)
Biological process (GO): ubiquitin-dependent protein catabolic process
Cellular component (GO): nucleus; cytosol; proteasome core complex, alpha-subunit complex
Source: RefSeq, a predicted model, not a curated record
AACUUUCUUCCAUUUUUUUUAUACAUUCUGCAAGUCUCUAUUGAGGAGCAAGGAAGGUUUAGCAGUAAAAAGAAGUAAAGCCAUGAGUCGAGGAAGUGGAGCUGGUUACGAUCGUCACAUAACCAUUUUCUCUCCUGAAGGUCGUCUCUUCCAAGUCGAGUAUGCGUUUAAGGCAGUGAAGGCUUCUGGGAUCACCUCUAUCGGUGUCCGAGGAAAGGAUUCAGUCUGCGUUGUCACUCAGAAGAAGGUUCCGGACAAGCUUUUGGAUCAUACUAGUGUCACGCAUCUCUUUGCCAUUACCAAGUACAUUGGAUUGUUAGCCACCGGCAUGACAGCUGAUGCAAGGACGUUGGUCCAACAAGCAAGGAAUGAAGCAGCUGAGUUUCGUUUCAAAUAUGGCUAUGAGAUGCCUGUAGAUGUAUUAUCCAGAUGGAUUGCUGACAAAUCACAAGUCUAUACUCAGCAUGCUUAUAUGAGACCUCUUGGAGUAGCUGCUAUGGUUUUGGGUAUUGAUGAAGAAGAUGGGCCUCAACUUUUCAAGUGCGAUCCAGCUGGCCAUUUCUUUGGCCACAAGGCCACAAGUGCUGGCUUGAAAGAACAGGAAGCAAUCAAUUUCCUGGAGAAGAAAAUGAAGAAUGAUCCUGCAUUCUCUUAUGAAGAAACAGUACAGACUGCCAUUUCUGCCCUGCAAUCAGUUUUGCAAGAGGAUUUCAAAGCCAAUGAAAUAGAGGUGGGGGUCGUGAAAAAAGAUCAUCCAAUUUUUAGAGUGUUGUCGAUGGAGGAGAUUGAUGAGCACUUGACAGCCAUAAGUGAGCGUGAUUAAACACAACAUAUUGCAUAAGCUGCA